Messenger RNA from Penaeus vannamei (Pacific white shrimp), 401 nucleotides. The record is from RefSeq and is a predicted model, not a curated record. Lineage: Eukaryota; Metazoa; Arthropoda; Malacostraca; Decapoda; Penaeidae.
CAUGUUGAGGGAGGCGGACCGGUUCGUUUUCUGGAGGAAAGCACACAAGAAACCGGUAUUUUGCGGGACUGUUAAAAGAUGCGCCUUCCUCAAAAUCAACCAAUAGUAUUGGCAGACUGCCACGAUUAUUGAGGAGUGAUAUUUCCAGCUAUCAUUCUGGUCAGAGGUCACCAUGAAGGACCCCGGAGUCAAGCUGGACCUGUACAACUACGACCUGCCUCAGUACGAGUCCUGCCCUUACAUCCUGACGAGUCCCAGGUCCUUGGAAGCUUGCAAGAGGCUAGGGAUAAAGCCCGUGGAACUGCUGCAGAAGUCCCGCGAGGAGUUCCAGGCCGCCCACCCGGAGAUGUCGCUGGAGGAGGCCCUGGUCGCCUUCCACCGCCAGGAGAGGAACAGGCUCA